AUGGCUAUGAACUGGAACAAAGGGGGUCCGAGCGGGAAGCGUGGCUUUGGAUUUGGAGGCUUCGCUAUCUCUUCGGGGAAGAAGGAGGAGCCAAAACUGCCACAGUCUUCUCACAGCGCUUUCCGUGGUCCACCUACUGGCUUCGGACCUGGCAACAGUUCCCAGCUGCCCUCCUUUUACAAGAUUGGAUCCAAGAGGGCCAACUUUGAUGAAGAGAAUGCAUACUUUGACGAUGAAGAGGAAGAUUCCUCCAAUAUGGACCUGCCAUACAUUCCAGCAGAGAACUCCCCAACCAGACAGCAGAUGUUAUCAAAGAAGGAAGAAUCUGACAGUGAGGAGGACCCGCUCGAGGCCUUUAUGGCAGAAGUGGAGGAUCAGGCUGCCAGAGACUUGAGGAAGCUGGAGGAUCGAGACAAGGAAAAGAAAAACGCCAGGGGUAUCAGGGACGACAUUGAGGAAGAAGAUGACCAGGAAGCGUACUUCCGGUACAUGGCUGAGAACCCAACUGCUGGGCUUAUCCCUGAGGAAGAGGAGGACAACCUUGAGUAUGACAGUGAUGGGAACCCCAUCGCCAGCACUGCUAAACGUGUCAUUGAUCCUCUUCCCCCGAUAGAUCAUUCUGAGAUAGAGUAUCCACCUUUUGAGAAGAACUUCUAUGAAGAACAUGAGGAGAUCACGGCCCUGACUCCCCAACAAGUUGUAGAGCUGAGGCACAAGCUGAACUUGCGGGUUUCAGGAGCUGCUCCGCCACGUUCACUCAGCAGCUUUGCUCACUUUGGAUUUGAUGAACAGCUUAUGCAUCAGAUCAGGAAGUCUGAAUACACCCAGCCAACACCCAUCCAGUGCCAGGGUGUUCCAGUGGCACUUAGCGGACGUGACAUGAUUGGCAUUGCCAAAACUGGAAGUGGUAAGACGGCUGCGUUCAUCUGGCCGAUGCUGGUACACAUUAUGGACCAGAAGGAGCUCCAGACAGGAGAUGGCCCCAUUGCAGUCAUUGUGUGUCCCACACGUGAGCUGUGCCAGCAGAUUCACAGUGAAUGUAAGCGUUUUGGAAAGGCCUAUAACCUGCGCUCUGUGGCUGUGUAUGGCGGUGGCAGCAUGUGGGAACAGGCCAAGGCUCUGCAGGAAGGAGCAGAGAUUGUGGUCUGCACUCCGGGCCGUCUUAUCGACCAUGUGAAGAAAAAAGCCACCAACCUGCAACGUGUCACUUACCUUGUGUUUGAUGAAGCGGAUCGAAUGUUUGACAUGGGUUUUGAAUACCAGGUCCGAUCCAUUGCCAACCAUGUAAGACCAGACAGACAAACUCUCCUAUUCAGUGCUACGUUCCGGAAAAAGAUUGAAAAAUUAGCCAGAGAUAUUCUGAUUGAUCCCAUUCGCAUUGUUCAGGGAGAUAUCGGAGAGGCCAAUGAAGACAUCACUCAGGUGGUUGAGAUUCUGACAUCCGGCCCAGACAAGUGGAGCUGGAUGACCCGCAGACUGGUAGAGUUCACAUCUACAGGAAGCGUCCUUGUUUUUGUCACCAAGAAAGCCAACGCUGACGAGCUGGCCUCCAACCUACGCUUGGAGGACCAUUCUUUGGGCCUUCUUCAUGGAGAUAUGGACCAGAGUGAGAGGAACAAAGUCAUCACAGAGUUCAAAAAGAAGGUCAUCCCCAUUCUGGUAGCCACAGAUGUUGCUGCCCGAGGCUUGGACAUUCCAUCAAUCAAGACCGUGAUCAACUAUGACGUGGCGCGAGAUAUUGACACGCACACUCACCGUAUUGGUCGCACAGGCAGAGCGGGAGAGAAAGGUGUGGCAUAUACUCUGUUGACGCCAAAAGACAGCAAUUUUGCUGGGGACUUAGUGAGGAAUCUGGAAGGGGCAAACCAGUAUGUGUCAAAGGAGCUUCUGGAGCUGGCCAUGCAGAAUGCUUGGUUUCGCAAGUCCCGCUUUAAGGCUGGAAAAGGCAAGAAACUAAACGUUGGUGGAGGUGGCCUGGGCUAUAGAGAGCGCCCAGGACUUGGAGCAGACAGUUCUGAACGCAGCAUGACUGGGAGUGUGAUGAGCAACUAUGAAGCCUUCAAACCCACGGGUGGGGCAAUGGGAGACCGAUUGGCCGCCAUGAAAGCUGCUUUUCAGUCUCAGUACAAAAAUCACUUUGUUGCUGCUAGUUUAAGCACACAGAAAUCAGGGACAUCUACAGUCAACUCUGGUGCAUGGACAAGUGCUGGUAGUUUAAGUUCCGUACCCAGCACCCCAUCACACAGUUUAGUACUUGGAGAGGAGUCCGCUCCACCACCUCCUAGAUCCAUUCCGGGCUUUACCAGCAGUGGAACACUAAGCAGCAUUCCCGGUACUUAUGCCCCUGUGAGUGCUCCCAGUUACCCUGCCUCCAGCCCAUACAGUGCCAAAGACAGCAGCAGUGGCAGCAGAGAGGGAAGCGCGGGCCGAGACAGAGAUAGGUACAGCGAUGGAAAAGGGAGACACGGGGAUGGACAUCGCCAUAGCGACAGAGACAGCCACCGCUAUGGGGAUGGGCACCGGCAUUCCAGCAGUGGAAGACACGGGGAUGGCCGUAAUGGAGAUGGCAGAAGAGAUAGCGACAGUCGAAGGGAGAGCUCACGAGAUAGCGAAGGUCGGAGGGACAGCUCCCGUGACAGGGACGACAGCCGAAGAGACAGCCAUGGAGAAAGCCGAAGAGAAAGUACUCACGAAAGCAGGAGAGAGAGCUCCCGAGACAGCGACAGUCGCAGGGAAUCGAGGGAUGACGGUGAAAGUCGAAGAGAAUCAAAAAGCGAAACUUUUGCAGUUCCAGAUCCUCCAAAGCGGAAAAAGAGCAGAUGGGACAGUUAA
Staurois parvus is the source of this 2832-nucleotide messenger RNA. The record is from the annotation of a GenBank genome assembly. NCBI's taxonomy places the organism in Eukaryota, Metazoa, Chordata, Amphibia, Anura, Ranidae.